GGGCAAAGUUUUCUUCUAUCUGGGGACUCAAUGCUGUGCGACUUUGAACUUCUCUUCAAUAUUCUAGUUCCUAAUAUAGAUAUAAAAGAAAGUGGAGAAGUCCCUGGAAGUGUUGUCAUCAAGCAUCUUUUGUACUACAUCACUCGUGUGAGGGUUACAGAAGAUUGCGGAUAUUUUCUCAGAAUAACAAAAGUGAAGAGCAUAGACAAUGGAAAGAUGUACCAAAAAAAAGUAGACAGUGGAAAGUUGACGUACUCAAUAAAAUACAUCGUUUUCCCAGUAACCUUCUGUGUUCGCUCCUUCUUACCAAAAACUGGGGAAGUCUUGGUCGGUAUUGUCUACAAAGUUUUCAGUCAUGGAGUCAUUCUGAAAUGUGGACCUAUGCAGUUUGUUUAUCUCACUGUUCGAAAGAUGCCAAAUUACAAUUAUGUUUCGGGUGAAAACCCAUUCUUCUUAUGUGAUGAUCACUCGAGGAUUGAAAACGAAGUGGCUGUCCGAUUUGUGGUGUUUGCUGUGAGAUGGAAUGAUAAUCGUAGGGAUUUCUACGUUCUUGCAAGCAUAACAGGUGAUUGCCUUGGGCCAAUUUCAUUGAAUGGAUUAGAUGGUGUAGAGCUGUAAAAUCUUUGUAGUUAAGGAGAAGAAAAGUGCAGUGUUGGAGUGGUUUCUCUUACCAAAUCAAAAUAGGAAAACAGGAAACCUUGUAUAGGUUUUAUUGGAUGUGAUGAGUUAUCAGUGAUAUUAUAACUUUAAAUGGCAGUGUUACAGCUUUGCUAAGAA
Messenger RNA from Nicotiana tabacum (common tobacco), 777 nucleotides. RefSeq names its product DNA-directed RNA polymerase V subunit 7-like. The record is from RefSeq and is a predicted model, not a curated record. Gene Ontology annotation, molecular function: single-stranded DNA binding; single-stranded RNA binding. Gene Ontology annotation, biological process: DNA-templated transcription initiation. NCBI's taxonomy places the organism in Eukaryota, Viridiplantae, Streptophyta, Magnoliopsida, Solanales, Solanaceae.